CCUCAAACAGUGAGACCUUCCAACACUUCACUCCACUAUCCAUAUUUCAAAGCCUCGGAAACUGCGACAAGAUUAGAACAACAACAACAAAGAAGAAGAAGAUUCACAAAGCUCACACUGUCUUGUGGGUCGGAGGCAUUCAAGUAGUGGAGCUUUAGAUUACUGCUAGCUCCCUCUCAACUUUGCUCCUAGAAAAGCAGCCAAAUAUGCAAACCCCAAAAGCAAGAAGUGGUGCCUCUGAAGUACCUCAACGGGUAUCCCCCACUCAAAGGGUAACACCGCCUCUAAGGGUAUCCCCAACUCAAAAAGAUUCUCCUCGAGUAGUGCGCCGCCAACUUAAGCCAACUGCUUUGGAGACUGAUCCUGCAUCUACUUCAAAUCAAGCUAGACGUCUAUCUAAAGACAGAAGCCCAAAAGUCAAUGAGAGGCGGUCACCCAGAAGUCCAUUGCCUGAGAAGAAAGGCCCAAGUAGAGUAUCUGAAUUGGAAUCUCAGAUUACUCAACUCCAGGAGGACUUGAAGAAAGCAAACAACGAGCUUCAGUCUUCUGAGUCAUGCAAGAAACAAGCUCAGCAAGAUGCUGAGGAAUCAAAGAAGCAAUUUCUCGCCUUGUCAUCAAAGCUUGAAGAGUCUCAGCAGCAGAUUCCUGAUCUUUGUAUUUCUGAGGAAGCCCGUGUUAUCAAGCUCCAAAAGAUUUCACAAGAAAAAGAUCAAGCAUGGCAGUCAGAGCUUGAGGCUGUCCAGAAGCAGCACUCAGUCGAUGCAGCUGCCUUGGCAUCUGCCAUUGAUGAGAUUGAAAGGCUUAAACUGCAGCUUGAAAUGGUAGCUGUAACUGAGGCUGAUCAGACGAAGCAUGCUGAAUCAGUCAAUGUAGAGCUCCAAAGCUUGAAAGUAAACUUGGCAGAAACUCUUUCACUUGUAGAGAACAUGAAAAACGAAUUGAAUGACUGUAAGGAAGCUGAGGCUCAAGCACAAGCACAGGUUAGUCAAACCCUGCUGCAGCUGGAAUCUGCAAGAAGAACGGUGGAGACACUCAGUUCAGAUGGCAUGAAAGCCAUGGAAGCUUACAACUCGGUUGCUUCUGAGUUAGAUCAGUCAAAAGCGCGGGUAAAUUCACUAGAAGAAAUUGUUGCCAAACUCAAGGCUGAUCUGGAUAAUGUUAGCAGCAACAAUGACCUUGAGCGGGAAUUUGGAGAAAAGCACGAGUCCAUGAGACCAAAUGAGGUCGAGGCAGAGCUUUACAACUUGAAGUCUGAAGUGAAACGACUAAAAUCUACUCUUGAGACUGCUGAGACCAAAUACCAUGAAGAACAAAUUCAGAGCACUGCGCAGAUAAGAAGUGCUCAUGAACUGGUAGAGCAGAUGAGAUCUGCUUCUAGUCAGAGAGAGGAUGAACUGGAGGAUGAACUGAAGAGAACCAAAGCUGGUGUUGAAGCGUUGAAGGCCCACCUAAUGGAUAAGGAAACUGAGUUACAAUGCAUUUCAGAGGAAAACGAGGGGCUGAAUGUGAAGCUUCAGCAGAGCCUGUCAUGCCAGAGAGAGUAUGAACUGGAAAAGGAAGUGAAAGAACUGACAAAACUUGUUUCAGAUUUGAAGGCUCAUGUGAUGGAUAAAGAAACAGAAUUGCAGAGUAUAUCAGAAGAAAAUGAAAUGCUGCGAGUGGAAAUCAAUAAAACCGAAAUGGACAAGAACAAAGCGAAUGAGGAGGUAGUGGCAGAAGUACAGGCAGCAAGAUGUGCCGAGAGAGAGGCUCUCAUGAAACUUGGAAUUGUGAUGGAGGAGGCAGAUAAGAGCAGCAAGAAGGUAGCAAGGGUGACUGAACAGCUGGAGGCAGCACAGGCGGCCAGUGCAGAAUUGGAGGCGGAACUGAGAAAGCUGAAGGUGCAGUCUGGCCAGUGGAGGAAAGCUGCUGAGGCAGCUGCAGCCAUACUUUCCUCAGGGAACGGCAAGAUCAUGGAGAGAACUGUAUCCAUGGAUAGCAACUAUCAUGUUCCUGGAAAGCUUGGCUCACCGUACUCAGAAGAUAUGGAUGACGAGAUGCUGAAAAAGAAAAAUGGGAACAUGCUGAAGAAGAUUGGUGUCUUUUGGAAGAAGCCACAGAAAUAGAAAUUCUGCCAGGCAGAUGUGGUUUUGGGUACACUGAAGUCAUUUGGUUUAGCUGCAGGUAAUUUGCUGAGGCUACUAUAAUUAGUGUGGUGGCUAUGUACUACACAGAUGAUGAUUAUUUUGGUUCAUUCUGUUCUACCAGAGUACUGUAAUGAUGAAUUUUCUCUGCUUUAUGGAUAUUGAGCUGUUAAGCCAUUAGUUAUCGAAGGUACAUGGUACUGUGUAUGUA
This is a messenger RNA of Fragaria vesca subsp. vesca, 2334 nucleotides long. RefSeq names its product interactor of constitutive active ROPs 3-like. NCBI's taxonomy places the organism in Eukaryota, Viridiplantae, Streptophyta, Magnoliopsida, Rosales, Rosaceae. The coding region runs from base 207 to 2105 and encodes 632 amino acids. The record is from RefSeq and is a predicted model, not a curated record. The transcript has 5 exons.